This is a messenger RNA of Ceratitis capitata (Mediterranean fruit fly), 1576 nucleotides long. RefSeq names its product multifunctional protein ADE2 (gene Paics). Gene Ontology annotation, molecular function: phosphoribosylaminoimidazolesuccinocarboxamide synthase activity. Gene Ontology annotation, biological process: 'de novo' IMP biosynthetic process. The transcript is spliced from 6 exons. The coding region runs from base 129 to 1406 and encodes 425 amino acids. NCBI's taxonomy places the organism in Eukaryota, Metazoa, Arthropoda, Insecta, Diptera, Tephritidae. The record is from RefSeq and is a predicted model, not a curated record.
ACGCAAAUGAUUUGUUCCACUCAGUACACGGCAGACGAUCGAGCUCACCGCAUUUGUCCACACAAUCUUUGCAGAAUAUUAAAAAUUAACGAAACACGUGCGACAAAUACAUACAUACAUAAAUUAAGAUGGCUACUACUAUCGGCGAUUACAAAGUGGGCAAAAUCCUCAUCGAAGGCAAAACCAAACUGGUUUACGAUCUCCCUGAACAUCCCGGCCUAUGUCUAUUGCUGAGCAAAGACCGCAUAACAGCUGGGGAUGGCGUGAAGGCUCACAAUCUGCAAGGCAAAGCGGAGAUAUCGAACACGACAAAUGGUCUAGUUUUCGGCAUACUCAAUGAAGCGGGUAUAAAUACCGCUUAUGUGAAAGCAUGCGCCGCCAAUGCCUUCAUUGCCAAGAAAUGUGAAAUGCUACCAAUCGAGUGGGUAACCAGACGUUUGGCGACUGGUUCGUUUCUAAAGCGAAAUGCCGGUGUGCCGGAGGGAUACAGAUUCUCACCACCAAAACAAGAGACAUUCUUUAAGGAUGAUGCCAACCACGAUCCCCAAUGGUCUGAUGAGCAAAUUAUCUCUGCGAACUUCAGUUUAAAUGGCGUUCUGAUAGGUCAAGACGAGUUGGAUAUAAUGAAGCGCACCACAGUUUUGGUGUUUGAAAUUUUGGAGAAAGCUUGGGCUACCAGAAAUUGUGCACUUAUUGAUAUGAAAAUUGAAUUUGGAAUUGACACGGAAGGAAACAUUGUGCUCGCCGAUAUUAUCGACUCCGAUUCUUGGCGCCUCUGGCCUUCGGGCGAUAAACGCCUGAUGGUAGACAAACAGGUUUACCGUAAUCUCGCCACCGUUACCGAUAGUGAUUUGGACACCGUAAAGCGUAAUUUCAUUUGGGUUAGUGAGCAAUUAAAGAACAUUAUACCAGCUAAAGAUCAUCUAGUGGUCAUUCUAAUGGGUAGCGCUUCCGAUAACGUGCAUUGUGAGAAGAUUGCAACACACCUUAAACAAUUGGGUGUAAAUAGCGAGCUACGUGUCACCUCGGCACACAAAGGACCUGAAGAAACCUUGCGUAUAAUGCGGGAAUACGAGAGUGUCGUCAAUAAUUUGAUUUUCAUUGCUGUGGCAGGCCGUUCAAAUGGACUGGGACCGGUACUAUCGGGCAGCACUACAUAUCCUGUGAUUAAUUGUCCACCUUUGAAACCAGAAAAUCUACAAGUUGAUGUUUGGUCUAGCUUAAAUGUGCCAUCAGGUCUUGGCUGUCCAACAGUUUUGUAUCCCGAGGCUGCUGCACUACAUGCUGCACAGGUUUUGGGUCUUUCGAACUACAUGAUUUGGUCCAAGUUGCGUGUGAAGCAAUUGAAUAACUUUAUCACACUGAAGAAAGCCGAUAAACUAGUGCGUGGAGUGCGCAAUGCAUAGAUCGUAUCGCAGAAGAAUAUUUCCUUAAAACCGAAAUGCAUUUAAAAUCUCUUUAGUAAUGCCAUAUUUUGUUAACAUAAUCUUGGCGAAAUUACCGUAAUUUUUCAUUCCAAAUGUUAAUAUGAUUGUUGUUUAUAAUAAAUUCAAAUGUUUUUAGUUGCGUAAAUAUA